Messenger RNA from Dipodomys spectabilis (banner-tailed kangaroo rat), 1137 nucleotides. RefSeq names its product SIVA1 apoptosis inducing factor (gene Siva1). Lineage: Eukaryota; Metazoa; Chordata; Mammalia; Rodentia; Heteromyidae. The transcript has 4 exons. The coding region runs from base 49 to 576 and encodes 175 amino acids. Gene Ontology annotation, biological process: extrinsic apoptotic signaling pathway. The record is from RefSeq and is a predicted model, not a curated record. Gene Ontology annotation, molecular function: CD27 receptor binding.
CAGAGGCGCGCGGCCGUCUGCGUCCCGCGGCCCCGCGGCCCCGCGGCCAUGCCCAAGCGGGGCUGCCCGUUCACGGACGCCGCCCCGCUGCAGCUCAAGGUCCGCGUGGGCCAGAAGGAACUGAGCCGCGGCGUGUGCGCCGAGCGCUUCUCGCGCGAGGUCUUCGAGAAGACCAAGCAGCUCCUUUUCCGCGGGGCCCAGGCCUGCAGGGGCCAGACAUGGGGCGAGGGCUGUGCCAUCGUCCACCUGCCAGAGUCGCCCCAGCCCGGCCCCACGGGGCCCCCUCGGCCUACAAGAGGACAGAUGCUGAUUGGGCCUGACGGCAGGCUGAUGAGGCGCUGCGCCCAGGCCUCCGGCGCCGACUUGUCCGGAACAGCGCCCACCGCCUGUGCCUCGUGUGUGAGAGCCGUGGACGGGAAGGCCGUGUGCAGCCAGUGCGCGCGGGCCGUGUGCAGCCAGUGCACUCGCGCCUGCUGGGGGUGUGGCGCCGUGGCCUGCGCCCUGUGCGGCCUCACAGACUCCAGCGACGUCUGUGAGGAGACACUGUGCACCAGCUGUGCCAUGUUCGAUGUGUGAGGCGGCUGGGAAGGCAGCUCCACCAGAGGGCGCCCCGGCGCCUGCCGAAGAGGCCCACGCAGCUUUUCCAUGUGUUUUGUAGCUCUGGUGACAGAAGGGAGUAAACCUUCCUAUUUGCACGGUCGAGCCCCAUCUGUUGACUGGCGCAUGCAGUCAGCCCAAGAGUCAGGGCUAGGGCUGGAGCGGAGCGCUGCCGUGGGAAGGCCUUCAGCGCUUCCGCCUGUCCUCUGCUCUCCGUGCACGAGAGGCAGGGCUGCAGGCAAAGCAGGGCGCCGCUCCUUCCCAACCAGCCCCAGAAAACCCCCGGUAAGAUAAGAGCGAAAAUGUCUCGUGUCCAGUAAAAACAAACUGCAGCCGGGCACAGUGAUGCACGCCUGUCAUCCUGGCUACGGGGAGGUAGCCCUCCACAGGACCUGGUGUGAAACCCCUUACCAACCAAUGAAAAGCCAGGAUAGUGGCACAGGCCUGCAGCACAGCCCUGGUGGGAAGCAGAAAUGGAAGGGCUGCAGCCCGGGCCGUCCCAGACAUUGAUACAAAAAAUAAAACAAAGGAAGGACUGGA